ACAGAAGACCACUGUUUACUCAGCGUUCUCCUCUAUGUAAUGGGAGGGGGGCUGGCUUGGCGCCCCGCAAAGUUUGGAACCUGCUAGGGCCAAACCCAUUGCAAGUGGGUGAAAAACGAAAGAGAGAGAGAGAGAGAGAGAGAGAGAGAGGAGAGAGAGAGAGAGAGAGGAGAGAGAGAGAGAGAGGGAUGAGCACGCUCUUUCCACCUAAACCUGUGGGGUCAUACUAGCUGGCAGGACGGGACAGAUCCCUUCCAUAAACAGGACAGGGCCAGGGAUACAUGCUCAGAGGGACCUGGGAUUUCAGAGCAGCUACACAGUGCCUGGGAGCUGAAGAAGAAGGAGCAGUAGAAGAUACUCACACUGAUGCACUUGAUUGACUGACUGACUAAAGAAGAUUUAUUUGUUAAAGUGAACAGCAGAGGAGAGAGGGAUGGAUUCUUUUUGCAGUCUCAGUGGGCUAGACCCGCUAUGGGAUUGGAACCGGACAUGGUACACUCCUAACCCAGAUCUGACCCAGUGUUUCCAGAACACAGUGCUGGUGUGGGCCCCCUGCAUCUACCUCUGGGUGUGCGCACCUUUCUAUUUCCUGUACCUCUACUGCCAUGACUGCGGGCACAUCCGCAUGUCCUGCCUUUGUUGCACCAAAGUGGUCCUUGGCUUUGUCCUGGCUUCGUUUGGAUUUGUGGAGUUUUUCUACAUUCUGUUGGAGAGACACAGUGAGAUCCAACAGCACGUGGUGUUCCUGGUCAGCCCUGUGAUUCAAAGCCUUUCUGUGAUGCUGGCGGUCCUGCUUAUCCAGUAUGAACGGAGCCAGGGCUGCCGAUCCUCUGUCUUCCUGUUCAUGUACUGGCUGCUGGCCGUCAUCUGUGCGCUGGUUCCCCUGAGGGCAAAGAUUCAGCUUGCUCUCGAGGAGGGUUUCCCGUCAGACGUUGUGCGUUAUGCAGCAUUUUUCUCCCACUUUGCCCUGCUGCUGGCUGAACUGGUGCUGUCAUGUUUCGCAGACCAACGGCCCUUCUCCACAGAGCCCAUCAAAGAGACAAAUCCUUGUCCAGACCUGGACGCCUCCUUCCUGUCCAAGAUCCUUUUCUGGUGGUUCACUGGGCUGGUGGUUAAAGGCUACAGGAAACCACUGAAGGCAGAAGACCUGUGGUCUCUGAGGAAGGAUGACACAUCUGAGAAGAUCAUCUCUGAUCUGGAGCAGGAGUGGACCAUGGAGUGUGCCAAGCUACAGCAAAAAACAGACUCCCUGUCCCCCACUGCCACACUGGGCUCCAGGAUGCCCGACCAGGCCCAGCUGUUCAGGAAGCUCCAGAAGGAGCAGAGUUCCGGUUUCUGCCUGCUGAGGACGCUAGCGAGGGGGUUUGGCCCUUACUUCCUGUCAGGGACGCUGUGUCUGGUGGUGCACGAUGUCUUCAUGUUUUCCAUCCCCCAGGUACUCAGCUUGCUGCUGGCGUUUAUGAGUGAUGCCGAUGCCCCCCUAUGGAAGGGGUAUUUCUACGCAGCCUUGAUGUUCCUGGUGUCCUGCAUGCAGUCACUCUUCAAUCACCAGUACAUGUACUCCUGCUUCACUGUGGGCAUGAGAGUAAAAACUGCCGUCAUGGGCCUUGUUUAUAGAAAGUCCCUGGUGAUCACCAAUGCUGCCCGCAGGACCUGCACGGUUGGAGAGAUUGUGAACCUGGUCUCUGCCGACACUCAGAAGCUCAUGGACUUUGUGGUCUACUUCAACGCAGUGUGGCUGGCGCCCAUCGAGAUCACCCUGUGUCUGUUCUUCCUCUGGCAGCACUUAGGCCCAUCUGCCUUGGCUGGCAUUGCCACCAUCAUCCUAAUCUUCCCACUGAAUGGCAUUAUUGCCAAGCAGAGAAGCAAGCUACAGGAGGUGCAGAUGAAGCACACAGAUGGCCGAAUCAAGCUGAUGAACGAGAUUCUGAAUGGGAUUAAGAUCCUGAAGUUCUACGCCUGGGAAAAAGCCUUCCUGGAGCGUGUGCUGGGCUACAGGGCCAAGGAACUAAAGGCACUGAAGAAAUCCCAGAUCCUGUACUCCAUCUCCAUCGCCUCGUUCAACUCCUCCACCUUCCUGAUUGCUUUUGUCAUGUUUGGGGUGUACGUGCUGAUUGACGAGAGGAAUGUCCUGGAUGCGCAGAAGGUGUUUGUCUCCAUGGCGCUUAUUAACAUCCUCAAGACACCCCUGAGCCUCCUCCCUUUCUCUAUGAGCACCACCAUGCAGGCCUUGGUCUCUCUGAAGCGUUUGGGCAAAUUUCUUUGCCAAGAGGAACUGAAAUGUGACAGUGUGGACAGGAAGCCCUUGAACCCUGCAGGCAGCAGCGUGCUAGUGGAGAAUGGUACUUUCAGCUGGUCAAGAGAUGGCGCUCCCUGUCUAAAGAGGAUCAGUGUGAAUGUGGCGCAUGGCUCUCUGGUGGCAGUGGUCGGACAUGUAGGCAGUGGGAAAUCUUCUCUACUCUCUGCUCUGCUGGGGGAGAUGGAGAAGAAAAAUGGACGUGUCUCACUGCAGGGCUCGGUGGCCUAUGUGCCCCAGGUGGCGUGGAUCCAGAACGCCACGCUGCGGGACAACAUUGUGUUUGGGCAGGAGAGGAAGGAGCGCUGGUACCAGCAAGUAGUGGAGGCCUGCGCGCUCGUGCCUGACCUGGAGAUCCUGCCUGCGGGGGAUGAGACUGAGAUUGGGGAGAAGGGUUUGAAUCUCUCUGGCGGUCAGAAGCAACGGGUCAGCCUGGCCCGUGCCAUGUACAGGAAGGCUGAUGUGUACCUGCUUGAUGACCCCUUGUCUGCAGUGGAUGCCCACGUGGGUCAGCACAUCUUCGAGAAAGUCAUCGGACCCAAAGGGGUGCUGCGGGACAGGACCCGGCUGCUGGUGACCCACGGGCUGGGCUACCUCCCGCAGGUGGAUCUGAUCCUGGUGCUGGUGGAUGGGGAGAUCACAGAGAUGGGCUCCUAUGAGGAGCUGCUGAACCGACAAGGCGCCUUCGCCGAGUUCAUCCACGCCUACGCCAGCACGGAGUGCAAGGAGAGCACUGUUCACAAAGGUACCAGAAAGUCAUCCUUAAGGCUCAGUGUGACCGACUACAUGCCCGUCCUCAGGGACCUCUCCCAAGAGCAGAUUGUCAGCGGAGACACAGGCAGCAUCAGCCUGCAGAACGUGGAGCCCAGCUCCGAGACUGACCAGCCUCAGGCUGCAGAGGAUGCUGGGAAACUAACACAGGCCGACAGAGCCAAGACUGGGAGAGUGAAGAUGGCCAUCUACAUGGAAUACUUCAAGACCAUCGGCUUGGCCCUCAUCCUUCCUAUCAUCUUCCUAUACGUCUUCCAGCAAGCCGCCUCUAUCUCCUAUAAUUACUGGCUCAGCAUGUGGGCAGAUGAUCCUAUUGUCAAUGGGACGCAGCUGGACACCGAUUUUAAAUUGGGCAUCUAUGGAGCGCUGGGCUUCGCACAAGGCAUCGCUAUCUUUGGCACCACGGUGGCUAUCUCUGUAGGUGGGAUCAUUGCAUCCCACCACCUCCACCAGGACCUGCUGCACAACAUGCUGCACUCGCCCAUGAGCUUCUUCGAGCGCACGCCCAGUGGGAACCUGCUCAACCGCUUCUCCAAGGAGAUGGACGCCAUCGACUGCAUGAUCCCAGACGGCCUCAAAAUGAUGCUGGGCUACCUGUUCAAGCUGCUGGAGAUCUGCAUCAUCGUGCUCCUGGCCACGCCCAUCACCGCCGUCAUCAUCCUACCACUAGGGCUAUUCUAUGGGUUCAUCCAGGUAGGCAGGGGGCGCUCUUUGGGGAUGCCAGACCAAGAGGGAGAGCUGGAGGCAAUGCUGAACAUUGCAUUGUUACGUUACAGUGGUUGACUUCUCCCUAUUGCAAGUUU
Molecule: messenger RNA, 3870 nt
Organism: Polyodon spathula (Mississippi paddlefish)
Lineage: Eukaryota; Metazoa; Chordata; Actinopteri; Acipenseriformes; Polyodontidae
Product: multidrug resistance-associated protein 1-like
Exons: 23
Coding region: 434-3850 (1138 amino acids)
Biological process (GO): transmembrane transport
Cellular component (GO): membrane
Molecular function (GO): ABC-type transporter activity; ATP hydrolysis activity; ATP binding
Source: RefSeq, a predicted model, not a curated record